Pieris macdunnoughi is the source of this 3975-nucleotide messenger RNA. NCBI's taxonomy places the organism in Eukaryota, Metazoa, Arthropoda, Insecta, Lepidoptera, Pieridae. The record is from the annotation of a GenBank genome assembly.
AUGGACAAAAAAAGGAGCAAGCCUAAUUUGUUAUCCAGGCUUUUUAUAUGUUGGGUGUGUCCGAUAUUUGUGAAAGGGAAUAGAAGAGAUAUAGAGGAAGAUGAUCUUAUUGUUCCAAAUAAAUAUUACGACUCCGAUAAGCUUGGAAGUCAUUUAGAAAGGAGCUGGUUGAAUGAAUUCCAAAAGGCACACCAAGAUGGAAGAGAGCCAUCUCUUUGGCGAGUUUUAUUGCGAACGUAUUGGCUCGCCUAUUCCCCUGGAGGACUGUUGCUUCUAAUAAACACUAUAGCGAGAACAAUUACACCUAUAUUAUUUACGCAAUUGUUGACAUAUUGGUCGGUAAAUGCCGCACUAACUCAAGAGGAAGCUGGUUACUACGCACUGGGGAUGUUGGGUUGCAAUUUCAUUGCACUGAUGGCGCAACAUCAUAAUACUCUGUUCGUGAAUCGGUUCAGUUUGAAGUUAAAAGUUGCGUUUUCAGCUGUUAUUUAUAGAAAGCUGCUACGAAUGAGUCAACUUUCCCUAAACGAAGUGGCAGCCGGGAAAUUGGUGAAUCUCCUAUCGAACGAUAUCGCCAGAUUUGAUCAAGCAUUAAUGUUUCUACAUUAUUUGUGGCUGGUGCCCCUACAAGUCGCAAUCGUUCUAUACUUUUUAUACGAUAUUGGGGGAUAUGCGCCAAUCGUCGGGCUUUUUGUUGUGAUAUUAUUAAUAUUGCCAAUACAAGCUACCCUCACGAAAUAUACGGCGACGAUCCGUCGUACAGUCGCACAGAGGACAGAUAAAAGAAUAAAAUUAAUGAGUGAGAUUAUAAGUGGAAUUCAAGUGAUCAAAAUGUAUGCAUGGGAGAAAUCGUUCUUAAAAAUUGUAACAUUGGCAAGGGAAUACGAAGUAUGGGCUUUACGAAGGUCCCUAUUCGUCCGGAGUGUGUUCAUAGGUUUUAUGAUGUUUGCUGAAAGAACCACGCUUUUUAUAACAUCCCUCACAAUUGUGUUAAAUGGAAAUUUGCUGACGGCUACUGUGAUCUACCCAAUUAAACUGUUUUUGAGCUUGGUACAAAUGAAUUUGACGUUUAUUUUACCGCUUGCGAUAGCUAGCUUAUCGGAACUAGGCGUGACACUUGAGCGAAUCAAAAAUGUUCUUAUUAUGGAUGAGAGAGAGGAUUUAUCGCUACUAUCGAAACCAUCAGCGCCAGUCGAAUUUAAUGGGAAAACAAUUGAAAAUAAAGAUUCAGUAGUUCAAAAAUAUUCAGUUAGCAACGAAGCAAGAAGUUCUGUAGGUCGAUAUUUUUUAGUAUCCUCACACUCGCAGUCCGAAGGGUUUGUUGUUGAGUUGGACAACGUGACAGCGUCUUGGAAGCAGCCAGACGAGACAAAAACUUUAAAAAAUAUAUGUUUACGUUUGCGUAAAAAUAAACUAUGCACAAUUAUCGGGCCCGUUGGUUCUGGAAAGUCUUCUCUUCUGCAAGUUCUUCUUAACGAGUUACCGGUUCUUAGUGGUAAUGUUACCAUGAAGGGAACUGUGUCGUAUGCCUCACAGGAAGCCUGGCUAUUUCCCGCGAGCGUCCGAGAGAAUAUACUAUUUGGGUUACCAUAUGAUAAAAAUAAAUAUAAUGAGGUUUGCAGGGUAUGCUGUUUACUUCCGGACUUCAAGCAAUUUCCAUACGCGGAUUUAUCUUUAGUUGGAGAGCGCGGUGUUCAAUUAUCCGGGGGGCAGAGAGCCAGAAUCAAUUUGGCAAGGGCUGUAUACAGAGAGGCAGAUAUAUAUUUAUUGGACGAUCCAUUAUCGGCCGUCGACGCAAACGUUGGACGACAACUCUUCGAGGAAUGCAUAAAAGGCUAUCUCCGCUCGAAGACCUGCAUUCUGGUCACGCACCAAAUACAUUUCAUCAAAUCCGCGGAUGUCAUUGUAGUGUUAAAUAAUGGCGCAGUCGAAAAUAUAGGAACGCUUGAUGAUUUGUUGAAAUCUGGAAAGGAAUUUUCUACGCUCCUAUCAACGAUGGAAGAUAAACACGAGGAAGACAUUGAAAAUGAAACACCCCAAUUCGUGAGAGGUAUGUCGCGAACUUCAGUGAGGAGCGAGGAAGCUUCUAAAAUCGAGAAGGAGCAGAUAUUAGCAGCGGAAGAAAGGGCGAAAGGAAACCUGAAGUGGAGUGUCAUUUCGAAGUAUUUGAAAAGCGUGAACUCCUGGCCCUGGGUUGGUCUUACCCUGCUAUCACUUCUGCUCACACAAGCUGGGGUCUCGUUCAGCGAUUAUUGGGUUAGCUACUGGACAAAUGAGGUCGAUAAUUACGAGCAGAACUUGCCGCCGGGGGAGAAUUCAGAUCCCGGAAUCAAUGUAAUCAUGGGCCCUCUAACUACUGGACAGUAUCUAUUGAUAAGUGGUUGUGCAAUCAUUUAUAUUCUGAUCAUGACGCAUGCGCGAAUCCUCACAUUCGUUGUCAUCACUAUGCGUGCAUCAAUUAAUCUUCACAAUAAUAUGUUUAAUAAUUUAAUCAGAGCUCUGAUGAAGUUUUUCGACACAAAUCCAUCAGGUCGUGUAUUAAAUAGAUUCUCUAAAGAUAUCGGAGCUAUGGACGAGACAUUACCCAGAAGUUUCUUAGAAACAAUACAAAUGUAUAUGUUCGCGCUCAGUGUACUGACAUUGAAUGCGAUAGCCCUACCCUGGACUUUAAUACCAACAUUCGUACUCCUUUUCAUCUUUUUCUUCCUAUUCCGAUGGUAUCUGAGAGCCGCUCAGGCCGUCAAGAGGCUGGAGAGUACAACUAAAAGUCCCGUAUUUAGCAUGAUAAGUUCAACAAUUUCCGGCCUGGGAACGAUUCGAAGCUCAAAUUCACAUCUCAGAUUACUCAAGAUGUUUGAUGAUGCACAGGAUGCCAACACAAGCGCAUUUUUCUCAUUUCUCGGCGGAGCAUCAGCGUUUGGAUUGUAUUUGGAUACAAUUGGACUAGCCUAUCUCGCAACUAUCAUAGCUAUCUUUCUGUUCCUAGAUUUUGGUGACGUGAUACCGGUCGGUAGCGUCGGACUCGCCGUGAGCCAAUCAAUGUCUAUGACAAUGAUACUCCAAAUGGCGGCCAGGAUCACCGCUGAUCUCUUAGCGCAGAUGACUUCCGUUGAACGAGUGCUCGAGUACACCAACCUACCUUGCGAGGAGAACAUGGAAGAUGGGCCUACUCAACCUCCGAAAGAGUGGCCUACGGAUGGAAAAGUAGAAUUUGAAAAUGUCUACUUAAAAUAUGGAGUAGAAGACCCACCAGUGUUGAAAGACCUCAAUUUUGAAGUCGAAGGUGGUUGGAAGGUUGGCGUGGUUGGGAGAACUGGUGCUGGGAAGUCAUCGCUCAUCGCUGCUUUAUUCCGACUAACCAACAUUGAAGGGAAGGUCAAAAUAGAUGGCUUCGAUACGAACGGGAUGCCGAAAAGUCUCUUACGUUCAAGAAUAUCUAUAAUUCCACAAGAGCCAGUCCUGUUCUCGGCUUCGUUGAGGUACAAUUUGGAUCCAUUCGACAGUUAUAGCGAUGAAGAUAUUUGGAGAGCUUUGGAACAGGUGGAACUAAGAGAUGUUGUACCAGCAUUGGACUACAAGGUUUCCGAAGGCGGAUCCAAUUUCUCAGUCGGUCAAAGACAGCUGGUGUGUUUGGCACGGGCUGUUUUGCGUUCUAAUAAAAUUCUGAUAAUGGAUGAAGCUACCGCCAAUGUUGAUCCACAAACUGACGAGCUCAUCCAAAAAACCAUAAGAAAAACCUUCGCAUCUUGUACUGUAUUGACAAUUGCCCACCGGUUAAAUACAAUUAUGGAUUCUGACCGCGUUCUAGUCAUGGACAAAGGAAAAGUAGCAGAGUUCGAUCAUCCAUAUAUACUCUUAAAAAACCCAAACAGUUUAUUUAAAUUUAUGGUUAAUGAAACUGGGGAUAGCAUGAGCAAAGCUCUCUUCGAAGUGGCGAAGAAGAAAUACGAACAGAAUACUCGAAAUAUCAGUUAA